CCGCCGCCAUGGGCGCCGCGGCCCUGCGCGCCCUGCCCUGGGCGCUGCUGCUGCUGGGGCCGCUGCUGCCCGGGCAGGUCCUGCAGGCCAACCCCAUGCUCACCUCCGAGGGCCAGCCCGCGCCGCUGCCCAGCGGCAACGUUCCGGGCUUCACCCCCGCGCCCCCCGCCGCCCCCGAGGAGAUCCACCCGCUCAAGGAGCACCCGGCCAACGGCUCGGGAGAGGGGCACGCCAAGCCCCGCAAAGCCUUCCCGGUCAUCGGCAUCGACUACACGCACGUCCGCAUCCCCUUCGAGAUCUCCCUCUGGAUCCUCCUGGCCUGCCUCAUGAAGCUGGGCUUCCACGUGAUCCCGUCAGUGUCCAGCAUCGUUCCCGAGAGCUGCCUGCUCAUUGUGGUGGGCCUGCUGGUUGGGGGGCUCAUCAAAGGGGUGGGUGAAAGGCCCCCCAUCCUCAAGUCGGACAUCUUCUUCCUCUUUCUGCUCCCUCCCAUCAUCCUGGACGCCGGCUACUUCCUGCCCUUGCGCCAGUUCACCGAGAACCUGGGCACCAUCCUCAUCUUCGCCGUGGUGGGCACGCUCUGGAACGCCUUUUUCCUGGGGGGGCUCAUGUACGCCGUGUGCCAGCUGGGCGGCCCCGGCCUCAACCACAUCAGCCUCCUGGCCAACCUGCUCUUCGGCAGCAUCAUCUCGGCCGUGGACCCGGUGGCCGUGCUGGCCGUCUUCGAGGAGAUCCACAUCAACGAGCUGCUGCACAUCCUGGUCUUCGGGGAGUCCCUGCUCAACGACGCCGUCACCGUCGUCCUCUACCACCUCUUUGAGGAGUUUGCCAACUUCGAGCAGGUGACCAUCAUCGACAUCAUCCUCGGCUUCCUCAGCUUCUUCGUGGUGUCGCUGGGCGGGGUCCUGGUGGGCGUCAUUUACGGGGUGAUCGCUGCCUUCACGUCCCGCUUCACCUCCCACAUCCGGGUCAUCGAGCCGCUCUUCGUGUUCCUCUACAGCUACAUGGCCUAUCUGUCUGCCGAGCUCUUCCACCUGUCCGGCAUCAUGGCGCUCAUCGCCUCUGGCGUGGUCAUGCGGCCCUACGUGGAAGCCAACAUCUCCCACAAGUCCCACACCACCAUCAAGUAUUUCCUCAAGAUGUGGAGCAGUGUGAGCGAGACCCUCAUCUUCAUCUUCCUGGGUGUCUCCACCGUGGCUGGUCACCACUACUGGAACUGGACCUUCGUCAUCAGCACGCUGCUCUUCUGCCUCAUCGCCAGAGUGCUGGGUGUCCUGGUCCUCACCUGGUUCAUCAACAAGUUCCGAAUCGUGAAGCUGACGCCGAAGGACCAGUUCAUCAUCGCCUACGGGGGCCUGCGGGGAGCCAUCGCCUUCUCCCUCGGGUACCUCCUGGACUACAAACAUUUUGGCAUGAGGGACAUGUUCCUCACAGCCAUCAUCACAGUCAUCUUCUUCACCGUGUUCGUGCAGGGCAUGACCAUCCGGCCCUUGGUGGAUCUGCUGGCUGUGAAGAAGAAGCAGGAGACCAAGCGCUCCAUCAACGAGGAGAUCCACACGCAGUUCUUGGAUCACCUUCUGACAGGGAUCGAGGACAUCUGUGGUCACUACGGGCAUCACCACUGGAAGGACAAGCUGAACCGCUUCAACAAGAAGUAUGUGAAGAAGUGCCUGAUCGCGGGGGAGCGCUCCAAGGAGCCCCAGCUCAUCGCCUUCUACCACAAGAUGGAGAUGAAGCAGGCCAUCGAGCUGGUGGAGAGCGGGGGCAUCGGCAAGAUCCCCUCCGCCGUCUCCACCGUCUCCAUCCAGAACAUCAACCCCAAGACCCUCCCUCUGGAGCGUGUCCUUCCAGCCCUGUCCAAGGACAAGGAGGAGGAGAUCCGGAAAAUCCUCCGCAAUAACCUGCAGAAAACCAGGCAGAGGCUGCGAUCCUACAACCGGCACACGCUGGUGGCCGACCCCUAUGAGGAGGCCUGGAACCAGAUGCUCCUGCGGAGGCAGAAGGCCCGGCAGCUGGAACAGAAGAUGAACAACUACCUGACGGUGCCGGCGCACAAGCUGGACUCGCCCACCAUGUCCCGGGCUCGCAUCGGCUCAGACCCGCUGGCCUACGAACCCAAGGAGGACUCGGAGAACUUGCCCAUCAUCACCAUCGACCCGGCCUCGCCGCAGUCCCCCGAGUCCGUGGACCUGAUGAGCGAGGAGCCUCAGGGAGGCUGCAGUGGCCUCCCACCCUCGCCCGAGGAGGAUGAGGAGGGGCUGGUGAUGCGGGUGAAGGAGGAGCCUUCCUCCCCCGGGACUGACGACGUCUUCACCCCGGGGCCCAGCGACAGCCCCAGCAACCAGCGGAUGCUGCGGUGCCUGAGCGACCCCGGCCCGCGGCCGGAGCCCGAGGAGGGGGAGCCCUUCAUCCCCAAGGGGCAGUAGCUGCUGGCACAAAGCCUCCAAAUCGUUUCUCUCUCUCUUCAUUUGUUCUUUCUUUGCUCUCCUUUUUGGUUUCCUGUCACUACACACUGGGUUCGGGAAGGGGAGACCGUCCUGGAUGGACUGGGAUUGCCAGGACAGCUCUGCCCAGCGAGCCCUGGGCUGGCCCCAAUGAGCAGGGAAGGAGCCCUGGGAUGCCCCGGGCUCCUCGGGCAGUGUGGCCUGGAGGUGACGGACAAUUUUCCGCCCGGCAUUGGGAUUUGCAGGUGCCUCACAGCCCCCACGGGGCUCUCCCAGAGGUGCCCACCCACUCAGGACCUGCGGCCGGCUCCGACCAGGGGUGUCCACAGUCGCUCCCCCAUGGCACAGCUUCCGCUGUCCCCACUUGUGCUUUAGCUGCCCCCUGGCCUCGCUCCGGAGCGGAGAGGUGGGACGGCAGGGGCUGUCACCGGGGCUGGCACACCCACGCUCCCGUGCACCCCCCAGGGACCUCGGGCUCGUGCCGCUGCCCCCUUGCCUUGGCAACUUCCCCGUGGGACCGGCUGUGCCUGGGAUCCUCCCUCCUGGCCUCACAUUUCAUGCCAGGUCUUUUCAAAUAAAUAUUCUAGAGCCAUGCAGGGGGGCAGCUGGGACCCCUCGCUUUGAGCAGCAUCUCCAUCCCUCCUGGAACUGCUGUCACCUGUCCCCAUGGGGACCCUCUGCCAGCUUCAGCCCCUCGCCCUGUGCCAGCGCGGCAGCGGCUGCUCCUUAACCAAAGACGGGGCCCGGGGUGUGCCAGGGGGGAUUUUUUGUCUCCCUGCGACUGAGAAGAGCUGGGGGAGAGCCCAGGGCCAGCUCCCCCAGCGUGGGGACACGAUGGAUCCCGAAGGUUGGCAGGAACAGGACGACUGGGGGUGCCAGGGGUCCUGGAAGGACCCAUCUUUCCCCAAGGCUCGGGAGGGCUCACUGGGUGUUUCGGUGGCUCGCAGCCCUCCCCGGGCUCAGGGGUGUCCUGUAUCUGUCGCCUCGUCCCCCGCGUGCCCCCCAGCUCCCGCCAUGUGCCACCUUCGCUGUGGGUGCCACGGGGGGCUCACCGCCCCCUCCCCGGGGACCCCCGGCCGCUGUCCCCUCCCUGUGCCGUGCCUUGCCACGCUCUGCCCCGCUGCCUUGGUGGGCACCUGUCCCACGUCCCCCCCGCUCCACAUCCCGCUGAGACCCCCGGGUCCGGCGUCCGCGGGGCUCCGUCACCGGGGCGAGCGCCCACGUCGCUGCCUGCGCCUGCCUGCUACCCUGCUCUGUUUCCAGGAGGAAAAAAGCAAUGGAAAUUCUCUUGUAUAAAAAGGAAGAAAAAAAAAAAAAACCAAACCCACAUGUAAAGAGAUUCUUGGUUUUUAUCAUAAAUAUUCUAAUAAAUUAAUGUUAAUUUUUA
Corvus hawaiiensis (hawaiian crow) is the source of this 3828-nucleotide messenger RNA. It is a transcript of the gene SLC9A1, whose product is annotated as solute carrier family 9 member A1. Gene Ontology annotation, cellular component: membrane. Lineage: Eukaryota; Metazoa; Chordata; Aves; Passeriformes; Corvidae. Bases 9 to 2423 code for a protein of 804 amino acids. Gene Ontology annotation, molecular function: sodium:proton antiporter activity. The record is from RefSeq and is a predicted model, not a curated record. The transcript is spliced from 12 exons. Gene Ontology annotation, biological process: sodium ion transport; proton transmembrane transport; regulation of pH.